Capronia epimyces CBS 606.96 is the source of this 2355-nucleotide messenger RNA. RefSeq lists its product as uncharacterized. The record is from RefSeq and is a predicted model, not a curated record. Bases 1 to 2355 code for a protein of 784 amino acids. NCBI's taxonomy places the organism in Eukaryota, Fungi, Ascomycota, Eurotiomycetes, Chaetothyriales, Herpotrichiellaceae. The transcript has a single exon.
AUGACAACAAACGGCCACUUGUCCGACCUCGAACCCGAAGAGGAUUCCACCAGUGUUUACGAUGCCAGAUCUGUCACGGAGAUUCGAGCAGCUCUGGCUGAGCUUCACAAGAAAGAAGCCACCGUAACUUCCCGACUUGAUGCUCUGAUCAAUGCACAGAGAGAUCUCCAACAUGAGCUGAGUCGCCUCGACCUGUUCCGUGCAAAUGUCACUGCUCAGGCAUCCAAAGCCAGGGCGGUAAGCAAUGGCAUGCUCUCGGAUGCUGCAAGCAAUGCGAAGCGUAUCUCCAACUCUGUCAAGCUACUGGAUCUAGAGCAAGCAAGGGUCAAGGCCACCUUGACCGUGGUUGAACAAGUCGGUGAGCUGAAAGCAUGUGUGCUUGGUGUCUCCGGGUCAAUGGGGGCCGCACAAGACUGGGAAACUGCGGCGAGCUACCUUAACCGAGCCUCAAAGAUACCCACCGAAGUCAUCAACGGUUCGUUCGCCGCCAGGAUCGUUCCAACCGCUGAAGUCCCUGAUCCGCCUGCUGUCACCUUGGAGACUGCCUCUGAGUCACUAUGCAGUCUUUUUGUGAGAGAGUUCGACAAGGCGGUCAAGGACAAUGAGGGCGCACGGAUUACUCGUUUCUUCAAGCUAUUUCCUCUUAUCAACAGGACCGACGUUGGGCUCGAUGUGUAUGGACGUUACGUUUGCCAAGGGGUGGCUGCGCGAGCCCGAGCCAACCUCAAUGCGGGUACAGGAGGCAACCAGAGCAAAGAUGGUUUCUUUUACGCUAAUGCUCUGACGAAACUGUUUGAGCAUGUUGCGCAGAUCAUUGAAGGGCAUGGUGGACUGGUCGAACGUCACUACGGCCCCGGCAAGAUGACCAGGGUGAUUGAACGGCUCCAGAACGAAGCUGACCUACAAGGAGGAAUAAUCUUGGACACCUGGAGCGAUGAAAGGAGGAUCGACCGCCAGCUGACCGACAUCAAGUCUUACGCAUUCACGUUCCUUGUCCAAAGCUUUAUGCCAACCCAGCGGGCAUCGUCCGGAACCCCCCGUGCAAACUCUCCUGUGCCAGGCAGAGCAAGCGAGGAUGAAUCUGUCGACAUGAAACAGGUCGACGCCUUACUUAAUGAGAUGACAAUCAUGCUCAGUAAAUGGUCAUUAUACACCAGAUUUGUUACCGACAAGUGCAACGGAACCCCAGCUGACGAUACUCUGUCGGUGCCUGCUUUUCUCCUUCAUUCGGGCUUAAUGAAGAAGGUGCAAGAUAAGCUCAUCUUGCCAUUCAACACCAUGACGACGUUCUUUUUCCGACGUUCCGUGGAGAAAGCCUUCCAGCUAGACGAGCAGCCUCCCGAUCUCUCACUCAAUCCUCACAAGCCACUAAACUCCAACCCACCACAUGUUACCUCUGCCAUCGAAGACAUCAUGUACAUCGUCAAUAAGAUCUUACAACAGUCACUGGCCACUUCACAGAAAGCCGUUGUCUCUAACGUUUUGCCGACUCUGGGCAGAGUGCUAGGGUCCGACUUCAUUGGCAUGGAGCAGAGGAAAAUGCGCGACGAGAGCUAUCCCAAAGCUGCGUUACAAGGACAGCUCCCGCCCGAAACAACCAUCGUAUCAUUUCUGGUUCUUAUCAACAACCUUGACGUUGCCAAGGACUACGUCGAUCAGAUCGUACGGGCCCGAUUGGAACUUACGGCAGGAUCUCCCCAUCAGCCCCUUCGAAAUCUUUUCCCCGGAGAGGCUGAUGAAGUUGCUGCUUCAUUGAGCUCCUUCUCCUCCAUCUUCUCCGACAAAGUGAACGAGCUCAUCUCUGAUGGUGUCAAUGUGGUUUUCCACAAUGUGAUGAAGCCUAGACUUCGGCCCAUCCUCAUGGACGCCUUCCGGGACACAGACUACCAGCUGACAAAGGAGCAACUGCAAGACCUUGCUCAGGAGAUGGAUGGCGCCGGCGAGAGCGAUGGCUUUUCGGCCGAAGUCCGUAUGCGCUUCCAACUAGGUUGGGAUGCGCUGACGAAGCCCAUCGGUCGGAUCAUGACGGAGCGUACGUACGACCAGCUUUUGACCAUUGUUAUCACGUACCUCAGUAAAAUGCUGGAGAAGCGCCUUUGGACAUACCAUGGACGGGUCAACGAGAUUGGGGCGGCAAGACUCGAGCACGAUAUCAACGAAAUCAUCAAGGUGGUGGUCAGGGGGCAAAAGUACACUUUCCGAGAAGCGUUUCUGAGAUGCAGCCAGAUCUGCAUGAUCAUGAACAUGGAUGAAGAAGAAUGGGAUGAAUCGGCCGAUUCUGGAGGCGAGUUUGCCGACAAGCUGAAGCCGGACGAGCGCAUCAGAGCCAGAAACAUGGUAAAAGAACGUUCUUGA